AUGGUUUCCUCUACCUUUUCCGACAUGUUAAAAUCACUUUAUCAUCCCGAUCACAUUUUCGGCGACGAAGUUACAUGGUACGAUGCGCCCGCCGACUUACCACCUGAAGAAAUCGAAGAAUAUUUUGAUGCUCUCAAGGACCAGAAUCUUUGUAUCGAUUUGGUUGUGAGUAAUCUAAAUCAUUUGAUCUUACCUCUACGAAAAUUUGUCAACAAUCCAGAACGGAAUUAUUGGCCUAUACUACCUACAGACACUGUAAAGAACCAAAUCGCCGUCUUUAUUACAGAUGAGAAUCUUCCUGAUGACGCUCCAGCAUAUAUUCAACUUCAGGACAUAUGCGCAAAACUUUCGAAAUUGCAGGAGAAUCAAGGGCGAGAUAUGGAAGUAGAAGACCGCACAAUCAAUAUGAUGCUCCAAAAGCUUUGGGCUGUUGGAGAAACCUUAUACGAGCCGGACAACAUCUAUACUGGCUCUGAUUAUAAGAGAAAGAGAGAUUUGGUCUUGGAGAGAAUUAAUGAAUGUUCUCGGACAAAAGAACGUCUUGAGACUGAAUACAUCGACAGUGUAUCAAAGCUUGCAAAGAAAGCGAGGGCAAUCUCACAAGAAUGGAAGAGGGAACGUGAGGAGAGCGAAGAAGAAUUGGCCAAGCAACAGAUGCGGGCGAACAACUCAGAUACACAACAACUUCUCCAGGAUGCAUGGAGAGAGAAGGCGGUACUGGAAGGCUGUUUAUCUGUUUCCCAAGCCGACAAUGAGUUACUUCAGACCCAUUUGAAUCAAUUUCAAGAAGGCUAUAACCAUCUUCGAAGAGUGAGAGAAGGUGUGUUGGGAGAACAUAAUCAGAUCAUCAAUCGUGCGAUCGAAGAACGAAACAAUGAAAGACUUCGAGUUCGAACUCUGAAGGGCCAUCUCAGGACUCACCGCGAAGUGAUUAUCCUCGAAAGACGCCGACGAGAUAUUGCGCGAGAGAACUGCAGCGGGUUGCUGAGAAGUCUGGAUGUGACAAGAGGAGAGUUGGCAAUGACAAGAAGAGACCUGUUGGAAGCCAGAAAUAGGGUAGAUGAUUUGAAUUAA
Botrytis porri is the source of this 1074-nucleotide messenger RNA. RefSeq lists its product as uncharacterized. Bases 1 to 1074 code for a protein of 357 amino acids. NCBI's taxonomy places the organism in Eukaryota, Fungi, Ascomycota, Leotiomycetes, Helotiales, Sclerotiniaceae. The transcript is spliced from 2 exons. The record is from RefSeq and is a predicted model, not a curated record.